Molecule: messenger RNA, 999 nt
Organism: Cucurbita pepo subsp. pepo (vegetable marrow)
Lineage: Eukaryota; Viridiplantae; Streptophyta; Magnoliopsida; Cucurbitales; Cucurbitaceae
Source: RefSeq, a predicted model, not a curated record
CCCAUGUUCAGUUUUCCCUUAUUCUCACAGUUAUUUAAAUGCUCAAUUGAGGAUGACUCGGAUACCUAUUUUUGAGAAAGACUAUUUGGUGAAAGAAAUCCCUUUGCUCUCAAUUUGAUAACUGGCUCCCUAAUUCUUUCCUCAAUAUGAUUUGCAUUGAUGGCUUUAAUGGCGCAGCAAGUUCUUAUUGGCCUUGAUUCCAUGAAAAUGAUCGAUGAGCUGGAGUUGUUUGGUCCAUCAGAAGUUGAAUUUGGAUUUGAAGAGCUUGAUGAUGAAGUUACAAAUGGUGGUGAUGAUGAAGAUGAAGAUGAUGACAGCGAGGAUGAUGAUGAUGAUGCAGAUGAUGAAUAUGAUAGGGACUGGGUUUCUGUCAUAGAUGAUGAAGAUGAUCAAAAUUACUCUGAUGAGACCCUAGGAGACUGGGCAAAACUGGAGACAAUGCGUUCUUCACAUCCAAUGCAUUUUGCUAACAAGCUUUCAGAGUCUGCAUCGGAUGAUCCUAUCGAUUGUAUGGAAGAGCCCCCAGCAACUUUACUGAUCCAAGGUUUCCUAAGACCUGCAUUCAGUGAAGAGCAUACUGUUAUUCAGAGACAUCUAUCCAGCCGUCAUUCAAGUAAUGGUGAUAUACACGAGGCUCAGAAACUUGAAGAUAAUCUUGAGAAUCGUGGUAGGAUCAAUCAUCAGGGUCAUGAAUCAAGCUCAUCUAAAGAUGGUUUAAACAUGGUAGAUGGAUUGGCUGAAAAUAUUCCAGUGAACGAUGCUUCAUUUUACCGGUUGGAGAUGAUAAAGGUUCAGCUAUGUACAGGACAUGCACAUCCAUUGCUGCUGACAAAAUUCUUUGAUCUUCCCAGAGCAACGUUGAAAUAGAGGAUCUCAUGAAAGCUCAACCUGAUGCAAUCGGGCACUCGGCCGAAAAAAUUAUUUCUCGUUUGAGAGCAGGUGGAGAAAAGACCACACAAGCGCUCAAGUCUCUGUGUUGGAGAUGCAAGGGCAUUCAGG